GUGAGGGCCGCCGGCGCCGUCGCCGUCGCCGUCGCCGAGCCCGUCCAAUCCCAACGCGCGCCCCACACGGCCGCCUCGCCCGCCCUCCACCGUAGGCGAGCCCACCCACCCGUGGCCCCACGCAUGCAGCCGCGGGGCCCUUAAAAGCAGCCGCACAUGCUUCCAGCGACGCUGCAACAGCAGCAGCAUCUAGCGUGAUCCCCUCACCACCUUGCCUUCUGCAAGCAGAGGUUGGGCUGAGGAGGAGGGGUUUGGACUGUGAUUGCCGGUAGCAACCAUGCUCGUGAGGAGCGCCUCCACGCCGGUCCUCGGCGCGCUCCUCCCGCCGGGCUCCCAGUCGCCGGCAGUCACCUCCCCGGCCGUCCACUUCGCCGAGUCUCCGGCGGCGGCCUACCACCCGCCGGCCAUCUCCUGCCACCUCGCGGGCCCCGGAUCCGACCACGAGCGCUCGCGCGGGCUGGGCGCCGGCAUGCGCCGCACCAGCUCGGAGGGCAACCUGGCCUCCCUGGCCGGCCGCGCCGACGAUCACCACCACCUCCUCCCGCCGUCCGGCAAGUGCGCGCCGCGGGCGCGGCCGGUGCCGCUCGAGACGAUCCAGUCGUUCACGGACCGGCGGGCGUCCACGGACGACGAGGAGGAGGACGGCGACGACGGUUUCGAGGCGGACCGCGAGAUGAGCUUCGGGCACUUCAGCUUUGCCGGCGGCAGCACGUACUCGCAGGAGCACCCGCUGUUCCUGGCCAGGGGCCUCGGGAUCGACCGCCUCGGCUCGGGCCUCCUGAGCGCCGACGGCGGCGGAGGCGGGUUCGGCGGUGGCGGCAACCUGGGCACGUCUGGCAACGGAGGGGACCGGUCCGGCAUCGAGAUGCAUUACAAGAAGAUGAUCGAGGAGGACCCCUGCAAUGGCCUCUUGUUGAGGAACUACGCGCAGUUCCUCUACCAGGUGAAGGGGGAUUACCGGAGGGCGGAGGAGUACUACUCCCGCGCGAUCCUCGCCGACCCGGACGACGGCGAGCUCCUGUCGGAGUACGCCAAGCUGGUCUGGGACGUGCACCGCGACGAGGAGCGCGCCUCCAGCUACUUCGAGCGGGCAGCCAAGGCUUCCCCGGAGAACAGCCACGUCCUCGCCGCGCAGGCUGCGUUCCUGUGGGACACCGAGGACGCCGACGGGCCUGAAGAUGGCGGCAGCGGCGCGCUUGGCUACGCGGGGUUUGCUCCCGCGCAUCCCUCCCUGGCUUCGGCAGCAAUAUGAUUUGAAAACAGCCUCUCUGAAUGUCCCUGAAUGAAGCUAGCAUAAUACUGUUCUAGUUUGUGCUCGUUUCAGUAAUAGCUUGGUAAUAAGACUAGUGAGCCUCGGCUGGUGCAGGUGCAGCUUGUGUGUACUUGUUUAACUUCGACAAUGAGCAAGCAGAUCCCAGAUUUCUGUUGAAUUUCUGUAUCCAUAAGUGAAGAUGCAGGGCUAGUCAGCCGGCCGCUAUAUAUAUAGAACUAUGUUCAGUUGUUCUAGUCGAAUGGCACUGUAGCCAUGUGGUGAUUA
This is a messenger RNA of Panicum virgatum (switchgrass), 1537 nucleotides long. RefSeq lists its product as uncharacterized. Lineage: Eukaryota; Viridiplantae; Streptophyta; Magnoliopsida; Poales; Poaceae. The transcript has 3 exons. The record is from RefSeq and is a predicted model, not a curated record. Gene Ontology annotation, molecular function: protein binding. The coding region runs from base 278 to 1252 and encodes 324 amino acids.